Messenger RNA from Glarea lozoyensis ATCC 20868, 1959 nucleotides. Its product is annotated as MFS general substrate transporter. NCBI's taxonomy places the organism in Eukaryota, Fungi, Ascomycota, Leotiomycetes, Helotiales, Helotiaceae. The transcript is spliced from 2 exons. The coding region runs from base 1 to 1959 and encodes 652 amino acids. The record is from RefSeq and is a predicted model, not a curated record. Gene Ontology annotation, cellular component: membrane. Gene Ontology annotation, molecular function: acetyl-CoA transmembrane transporter activity.
AUGCCUACCCCUCUGAACGACACUCUUUCGCCAUUACAUUCUCACGCUCAUUCAGCAGCGAGUUAUAACCAGCAACUCCCUUUACAUCACGACGCUCAAUUCCCCCACGCGCAGGAACUCGAUCGUCUUUCCCCAUCAGGACAACGUCACAGCAGAAGCGAGAAAAAAGGCAAGGAGGAUACGAAGCAUCUUCUCGAAGACGAGGAUUCAGACUCGGGUGAGGAGGACUCGGUGGAAGAUAAGCUCAUGGGUGCGAAAUCGCGAAAGCCAAAGUCCCUAGAGCCAUUAGGCGGCUCAUCUUCUACGAAAGAAGGGGAAAACGGCUCAACUACCUCCAGCAUGAAUAACAACGUCGAAUAUAGGCGCAAGAAUGCGUCUCUCGAAUCUCCUGGUGUGACGGCGAAUUUAAUGGCCCGCGAAUCAUUCUCCUUGGACGAACCUGUCCCGCGAACACCAACAGUUAAUAAUCACGGCUUUUUUGAACUGCCAAUGCAAGAUCGAAGGAAUUUUGGGUUAUUGGUGUUGUUGUACUUUUUACAGGGUGUGCCAAUGGGGUUGGCGACCGGAUCUGUGCCGUUCUUAUUAAAGGGCGCGCACAUGUCGUAUAGUGCACUUGGAGUGUUCAGUUUGGCUUCAUAUCCAUAUUCUUUGAAGCUGUUAUGGAGUCCGGUUGUAGAUGCAGUAUGGACUCCUAGACUUGGGCGUAGAAAGAGUUGGAUCAUGCCAAUCCAGAUGCUGUCCGGCCUUGGAAUGAUCUGGUUAGGUUCGCAAGUCAAGGGCAUGAUGGUUGUAGCAGGCAAAGAGGAUGGUUCUGGCAUUUGGGGAUUUACAUGGUGGUGGUUCUUCUUGGUAUUUAUGUGUGCUACACAGGAUAUUGCGGUUGACGGUUGGGCUUUGACUUUGUUGACUCCUGGCAACAUUUCUUAUGCUUCGACUGCACAGACUGUAGGAUUGACCGCUGGCCAGUUCAUGUCCUACACUGUGUUUUUAGCCUUCAAUUCUCCCGAUUUCGCCAACAAAUACUUCCGAGCUGUACCUUCAACAGAAGGUAUCAUGACGCUCGGAGGUUAUCUUUCUUUCUGGGGUUGGGCAUAUAUCAUUGUCACACUUGGGUUGGCAUUAUUGAAACAAGAAGAGAAAACCAAAAACGAAGAUGGUAUUUGGGAUGUUUACAGGGUCAUGUGGGGAGUCUUGAAACUCAAAAACAUCCAAACCAUCAUCAUAAUCCAUCUCAUCGCCAAAAUCGGAUUUCAAGCCAACGACGCGGUCACAAACUUGAAGUUAAUUGACAAGGGAUUCAGUCAAGAGGAUUUGGCACUUACAGUUCUCAUCGACUUUCCAUUUGAGAUUGGUCUCGGGUACUACGCUGGAAAAUGGUCAACCACGUAUACCCCCAUGCGUCUCUGGUGCUGGGGUUUUGUAGGCCGUCUUUUAGCAGCUGUCAUUGCUCAGAUUACAGUCAUCAUAUUCCCAGCAAACGGUGUCGAUACCUGGUAUCUCCUCGUCGUCAUCGCGGAACACAUCUUCUCCACGUUUACAAACACAGUCAUGUUUGUCGCUAUCUCAGCAUUCCACGCUCGAAUCGCGGAUCCAGUCAUUGGUGGAACUUAUAUGACUUUACUAGCUACCGUCUCAAAUCUAGGCGGUACAUUUCCCCGCUUCUUUGUCCUCAAACUCGUCGAUUUCUUCACCUCAGCAACUUGUAUCCCACCCUCUAGCACGCCAAAAACACUCAUCGGACCACUCAUCACCGCAUCCUUCGACUGCGCACUUAGCGCUGAGAAAGAGAGAUGUGUGAACGGUGGAGGCGUAUGUGAAAUUGAGCGCGACGGGUAUUAUGUUAUGAAUAUUGUGUGUGUUAUUAUUGGUGUGGUUACUUUCUGGGGGUAUAUUAAACCGGCGGCGUUGAAGUUGCAGGCGUUGCCAUUGAGGGCUUGGAGGAUUGCUGAGGAGAGGUGA